UCUGUAGUAUAGUUGACGUUGUCAUGACAAAGUGACAGCUAUGAUACAAAACAAACAAGACGAUUUUCUUAAGUUGGUUGUCGAUGAAUUUAUGCUCUUAUCAUUCCCUUCAUGUGAUAGUCAUAAAUAUUGAGAGUAAUCCUUGGUAUUAAUUUUCAUAUUUAUAUAAAUGUAUGAGUAUUAAGUUUUUUAAGAUGAGUGAACCUCAAAUAAUAUACGAACUCUUGUGUUCUAACCUCCAAGUGCCCGCAGACAGUAGAAUAAUGAAGGCUAUGAUUGACGUAAGCAAGUGUGGGGAGCUGGAUAUUGCUGGGAUGUCAGUGACCAGCCAGAUGUGUGACAUCUUGAGCAAGGUGCUGAUACAGAGCAAGGACAUCUGCAGGCUGAAUGUCUCGGACUGUCUGCUUCCGCCGCAAGGACUCAGUCUGAUCCUGGCGACAAUACAUCAGACAAGGAUUCACACACUACAACUGAAGGGAAACAACAUCGGUGGCCCUGCCGUGUACAAGUUGAGCAGGAUGCUUUCCCUCAGCAAACACAUCAAGAAGUUAGUGAUGGACCUAGGUCUGGAAUGGAACAACCUAGGCCUGUGCUCAGAAGGAAUGGCUGAGUUCUGCAGUGUCCUGGCGGCCAAUCAUAAUCUGGAGGUCCUGGACCUGCGGAACAACCAGUUGGAUCCACAAUGUGCUGGUCUCCUAGCUGCAGCACUGCGGAAAAAUACCUCUCUUAGAGCCUUGGAUUUGAGAUGGAAUGCGAUGGAACAAGCCGGAGGUCAAAGUUUUCUGACAGCUCUUCAGACUAAUAAAACACUAACGAUCCUCAAACUGCAGGGUAACUCAAUAUCCAACGAUCUUCUCACAGCGAUUGGACACUGUGUGAAGCAUAACAGUGGAAUGCUACGGAUGCACAGUGAAUAUGAAGCUCGGAGAGAGCUGCUGGCUAAUCAUGCAAAAGCUGUCAAUAACCAACGCGCUCUAGAGUUGCGGCAGUUCGCUGAACGCACACGACGACAAAUAGGUGAAAUGGAUAUAGAAAUGAAGGAGAUCCAGAGGCUGCUAGGCACCAAACAGAAAGAAGUGGAGGAGCUAGAGAGUACACUCUCGGAAACAAAACGAGCAUUAGAAAUAAGCCAAAGAGAAGUGCUAACUCUGCAAGAUGAGCUAAAACUCAAAGACGAGAAUCAAGCCGCCAUUUUAAGGGACUACAAUCUUCAACUUGAAACUGUGAACAAGGCUUUAAUAGCAAACAAGAGUGCAAUGUGUUUACUUGAGGAGAAACUUGAGGAAGAGCGGAAACUGAAGGAGGAUGGUGAAAGAGAGAGGCGGAGAGAUAGAGAUAAGAUACAAAAGUUGGAAGAGGAUAUAGAAAGAAGGAAGGAAGAACUGCAGACUUCUCUCACUGAACAUGUUGCUGCAGUAGAAGAGGAACGCAAACAGUCACAGCAGAGACUUGCUCUGGUCGUGGAGGAAUGGAGUGUGCGGUUGGAGCAGAAAGCGGCUGAACACUCCAGAGCAGAGCAAGUGUACCGGGAGCGGCUGAGAGCGGUGGAGGCAGCCUUGGAGUCAGCUGAGCGAAGUCGAGCGGAGCAGAGCAGUCAGUGGAAUACAGAGAGAGCGAAAUGGGUGGAGGAGAAGGCCAACAUCUGGUCAGAGGCAAGGGAGAAAGAGAGCUGCAAAGUGCUUCUGUUAACUGAAAAAGUGGACCAUCUCAGAGAAGACAAGUCAAGCUUGGAGAAUCAGUUGAGUAUUGCCAACACCACAGCACAACAGUUGCAGCGAGAUAACUCUAUUGUUGUGGCAGACCUGGCGGAGCUCAGGCGCAAAUUGAGUGCUGUACAGGAGGAACUGUCCAGUGAGAGGUUAUUGACUCAAAAGCUGCGUUCAGAGAAGUCAGAUGACCUGCGCUCACUGGAAGCAAUGAGGGGAGACCUAGCAAGCGCACAGAGAGCCGUAAGUGAAGCGAAAGAGCGACAGAAUGAGCUGCAUCAAGAGAUACGCAGACUGUCCAGACAGAUAGAAGACAAGGAGAAGCAGAUAUCGUCAAUCAGGAGAGAAGAGAAAGACAGGGCGGGCGUAUUAGUGGCUGCUAUAAAAACUUAUGUUGAACAGCUCAACUUGGCAAGUUCAUAAGUGACUCCAGCAGUAUUUUCUGUGCAAUAUUUUUUUUCUAGUCGUCUACAAUGUGAUUCCUUUACUGUUUUUGUUAUAAUUGUUUAGUUUUAAUAAAGUUUUGUAUUGAUUUUUAA
Homalodisca vitripennis (glassy-winged sharpshooter) is the source of this 2245-nucleotide messenger RNA. RefSeq names its product leucine-rich repeat-containing protein 45-like. Gene Ontology annotation, molecular function: protein binding. Gene Ontology annotation, cellular component: centrosome. NCBI's taxonomy places the organism in Eukaryota, Metazoa, Arthropoda, Insecta, Hemiptera, Cicadellidae. Bases 174 to 2129 code for a protein of 651 amino acids. The transcript has 11 exons. The record is from RefSeq and is a predicted model, not a curated record.